Daphnia carinata is the source of this 1173-nucleotide messenger RNA. RefSeq names its product mannose-P-dolichol utilization defect 1 protein-like. Lineage: Eukaryota; Metazoa; Arthropoda; Branchiopoda; Diplostraca; Daphniidae. The transcript has 6 exons. The coding region runs from base 104 to 907 and encodes 267 amino acids. Gene Ontology annotation, biological process: oligosaccharide biosynthetic process. The record is from RefSeq and is a predicted model, not a curated record.
AUGUUUACAUAUUCGAUAAUUCGGGUUGUGGCAAUAUUGUGGUAGGGGUUCCAGCUCAUCACAUUGACUUUUGUCGAUAUUUUCCCUCUUUCAUUUUCGAAAAAUGGAGUACCUCAAGCCAGUUAUUUUGCAAGUUUUAAGUCCACAAUGCUAUGAUGAGUUUUUCCUGAACUUCAACUUUUUCCAUGUGGAAUGUUUGAAGGCUGCUCUGAGCAAAGGUCUUGGACUUGGAAUCAUUGCAGGAUCAGUGCUAGUCAAGGUACCACAAAUAUUAAAACUCUUCAAUGCAAAAAGUGGUGAGGGCAUCAAUUUGACAGCAAUCUUCAUGGAGUUGUUUGCUAUUUCUGCCAACAUGGCCUACAGCUUCAGGAAUGAAUUUCCUUUCAGUGCAUGGGGCGAAGGUUUCUUCUUGGCCGUCCAGACAGCCAUCGUUGCCGCACUCGUCUUACUUUACGGUUCCGGUCCCAGCAAAGGUAAAAACGCUGGCAAAUCCGCAGCCGGCCGUGGCGGCAGUGCCGUGUCGGCCGUUUCCUUCCUCGCUUGCUUCUCGGCCGGCCUGGCCCUUUUACUCAGCCCACUAGCACCGAUGCAGCUGCUGUGGCUCUUCCAAGCGUCCAUCGUGCCCAUCAUCGUCGUCUCGAAGCUGAUUCAGGCGGUCGCCAACUACCGGCAAGGCAGUACGGGCCAGCUGUCGGCCCUGACCAUCUUUAUGUUGACGGGCGGCGCGGCAGCACGCAUCUUUACCUCGAUUCAAGAAACUGGCGAUCCCAUGAUGAUCCUCACGUACGUCGUCUCGACAACCGUCAACUUGAUCAUCGCCGGACAGGUCGUCUACUACUGGAACAGCGGCAAGAGCGGCAAGGCUUCUGGCAAGAAGAAGGCCGCCAAAGCUAAAAAGAACCAAUAGAAAAAUGAUUUCAUCAUUUCGCCCAGCGCAGGACAUAAUAAGAUACGUCAUCAUUUUUUUUUUUUAAAUUAUUUUUACUUAUCACUUUGUGCAUUCUCCCGUUCUCAUUAGCCGUAAGGUAAAAAUGCGUCAUUCACUGCCGUUGGAAAUUUCCAAAAAAAAAGUGCUGUUUGUUUAUUUUGGAUUUUUAAAUCAUUUCCAGGCGAGUGGAUAUGCGUGCAGGAUUUAUGGUUGUGAAAAACAAGACUUAAAAAAAAAAACGAACG